AUGUUUAGACGAGGGCGGUUCUUUGGCGGCGGUAUAACGAAGCAGGAGUCGGAAAUCCUGGACUACAUCGAGGGACGCGACGAUGCGCCGGCGGAAAAGAUUGACGCCGGCUGGUUGAAGAAGAUGGUGCUCAACUUUGAGAAACACAUUACGAAGAACGCCGAGCUCCGCUCCAAAUACGAGGACCAGCCGCAAAAGUUUAUGGAAAGCGAAUCCGAUCUGGACACCGACAUCAAGACGCUGUCGAUCCUCUCCCAAUACCCCGAGCUCUACCCGGAGCUGGUGAACCUCGGGAGCGCCGCGAGCCUGGUGGGUCUGCUCGCGCACGACAACACCGACAUCGCGAUAGGAGUCAUGGACGUACUAGACGAGCUGACGGACGAGAACGUCACCGCCGACGACGACCAGUGGGGUGCCCUAGUGGACGCCAUGCUCGACACGGACCUGCUCGACCUCCUGGUCUCCAAUAUCAGCCGGCUCGACGAGAGAGACGAGCGCGACAGGGAAGGCGUGUACCACGCCUUGUCCAUCGUCGAGAACCUCUGCUCGCGCGAGGCCAUUGCGAAACAGGUCGGCAAGGAAGACAAGCUCGUCCGGUGGCUCCUCGAGCGCACCCAGCGCAGCGAAAAGGAAGUGAGCCAGAACAAGCAGUACGCCGCCGAGAUCGUCGCCAUCCUCGCCCAAUCCGCCCCCGUGAACAGGGACCGCCUCGUCCAACUCGACGCCGUCGACGCCAUGCUGCAGCUCGCCUCCGCCUACCGCAAGCGCGACCCGGACAGCUCGAGCGACGAAGAAGAAUACAUGGCGAACCUCUUCGAGAUCCUCACGGCCCUCGCCGACACCCCGGCCGGCAAGUUCAAGCUGGUCGACGCCGAGGGCGUGGAGCUGUGCCUCCUCAUGCUCAAGGAGGGCAGCAAGAGCAAGCCCUGCGCCCUGCGGCUGCUCGCCCACGCCGCCGCCCUCGGCGGCACCGCCAAGGACGAGGCGGCGGCGGCGACGGCCGUGUGCAAGCAGCUCGUCGAAGCGGGCGGUCUCAAGACCACCUUUACCGCGUUUAUGAAGACGCACGACGCCUCGGCCGUCGAGCACCUCUUGGGCAUCUUUGCGUCCAUGCUGCGCCUCCUCCCCGGCGACUCUCCCGAGCGCAUACGCGUGCUCGCCAAGUUCGUCGAAAAGGACUACGAGAAGCUCGCGCGCCUGCUCAAGUUGCGUCAGGGCUACGUCGCGCGGAUCAAGCGGGCCGAGCAGGAGUUCGCGUCCUUUGGGGAAGCUGAAGGCGAGGACCGCGACGAGGACCUCUAUCAGGCGGAGCUCUUUUCUCGGCGCCUCGACGCCGGACUCUUCUCCCUUCAGUCCAUCGACGUCAUCCUUGCCUGGUUGGUGGCGGAAGACGACGGGGCGAGGGCGCGCGUGGUCAAGCUCUUGAAGGAGGCCGGCCUCGGACUCGAUGCGGUCAAGGCGACGAUUCAGGAACAGCUGGGCGAGCUUGACGAUGCGGAAGAGACAAAGGACACGAGGGAAAUGCUAGGGAUAUUACUGGAGUUUUUGUAA
Messenger RNA from Parascedosporium putredinis, 1551 nucleotides. Lineage: Eukaryota; Fungi; Ascomycota; Sordariomycetes; Microascales; Microascaceae. The record is from the annotation of a GenBank genome assembly.